GUUAGCAUCCUCUUAAGAACAUAUUCGGCUCUUCUUCUCCAUUAGAGCACUAGCCAUGGAGGUGGAAGACAUUUACACUGGACUGCAGAAACCUGACUAGGAUAUCUAUUCUGUCAUCCCACCAGGGAAGAAACAGCCUGGAAAACACACAGUAAAAACGACUCUGAAGAAAGCCAGUCCCUGAAAGUGGGCUGCUGUGGGUUUUGCUGUGCUGUGGAUCCUCUCACUGUCCAUCACCCUGGUUGUGAUCUGUCACAGGAAUGCAGUGUAUGCCAGCCUCUUUCAAAAGUAUUCUGAACUGCCAUAUCACCUGAAGAACUAUAUAGACAUGACUGAAAACUCCACAGCUGUGUGGAAGUGGAUCCUCGGUGCUGCAGUUGAUGUGACUCUGGACCCUGAUACAGCAAACCCUUAUCUCAUCCUGUCUGAGGACAGGAAACAAGUGAGCGUUGGAGACACGCGACAGGAUCUCCCUGACAAUCCAGAGAGAUUUGAUCAUGUUGUCAGUGUCCUGGGCAGGCAGGGCUUCACCUCAGGGAGGCACUACUGGCAGGUGGAGGUGGGGGAGAAAGCUCAGUGGUACGUAGGAGUAGCCAGAGACUCCAUCAACAGGAAGGGGGUGAUUAAUCUGAAUCCUAAUAACGGUUACUGGACUGUGUGGCUGAAGGAUGGAAAGUUCAAGGCUCUUAUUGACACCUCUGUCCCCCUGAGUGUGAAGCCCCGAAAGGUGGGGGUGUAUCUGGAUUACGAGGAAGGGCAGGUCUCCUUUAACAAUGUGGAGACCAGAUCUCACAUCUACACUUUCACUGAGACCUCUAUCCAUACUUCUGCCCUUCUACUAAUGUUGUUGGUAAAAACGCAGCCCCGCUGAUCAUCCUCCUUGUCAGUGAUAGAGAUUGAAUAAAGUGGUGUAUCUGUAUGACAGCCUAUACCAGCACUGAUAAUGGUAGGGGAGUCAAACUCCAGUCCUCGAGGGGCGCAGGGUCUUCUGGUUUUCAUUCCAACUUGAGCUCUCAAUUAA
Molecule: messenger RNA, 1021 nt
Organism: Polyodon spathula (Mississippi paddlefish)
Lineage: Eukaryota; Metazoa; Chordata; Actinopteri; Acipenseriformes; Polyodontidae
Product: E3 ubiquitin-protein ligase TRIM39-like
Exons: 5
Coding region: 329-871 (180 amino acids)
Molecular function (GO): protein binding
Source: RefSeq, a predicted model, not a curated record